Molecule: messenger RNA, 652 nt
Organism: Amborella trichopoda
Lineage: Eukaryota; Viridiplantae; Streptophyta; Magnoliopsida; Amborellales; Amborellaceae
Source: RefSeq, a predicted model, not a curated record
AUUCCAAUUCAAGGCCCUGCUCUCUCCCUCUCUCCUUCUCUCCCUCUCAAAAGAUUCCUCCCUUUCCAUUCCUCCUGGAAACAAAACCAUUUAUUGGUUCAGUAACCAGUCAGCAACUGUACCCAAGAACCUGCCUUCUUUCUCUCUCUCUCAUUGCUGCAAACAGGAAGCUACUGGAACCUGCACUCUCUCUCUAGAUUCCAAACAAGCAAAUUCUCUCUCUACCUCUCUCUCUCUCUCAUGGCUGACCAGGAGGAGCCAAACCCCAGCAGGGAGCCAAACCUCCAUGACAUCAAAGUCGAACGGCGACCACCCGAUUCGCGCUUAUCCGAAUUGGGUGUCCGGUCAUGGCCGAAGUGGGGGUGUUCCCCGGGUAAGUUUCCUCUAAAGUUUGAAGCACAACAGACGUGUUAUUUGCUGAAGGGGAAGGUGAGGGCUUAUGCAAAAGGUGUUUCAUCAUCAGAUGAGUACGUCGAGUUUGGAGCAGGUGAUUUGGUAGUCAUCCCCAAAGGUCUCAGUUGCACUUGGGACGUCUCUUCCCCUGUAGACAAGCACUACAAAUUCGACUGAAAAUAAAUACAUCAUUCUCUCUCUUUCUCUCUAAAUCUGAAAUUUCAUUGUCCUCUAUUUCUCUCUCUAAAAGUUGGGUCAU